AUGGUGGCAAAGCGACCACCCAAGACCCAGGAGGAGGAGGAGGAGGAGGAGGAGGAGUCCACCGGUGCCACGGAGGCUGCUUCAAAGUCUGCGUCUGUAGGCACAAAUGCUGUUACACACUAUCAACUUCUCGAUCGUCGGAAUGAUGCUGCCCUGCUUCAGUGUACAACGUUCACAGGUAAGCUUUAUCCCACGAAACUGCCUUGACGUGGGCCGACACAUCUUUUAUAUGCGGAAAACAGAAGAAUAAAUUCAUUUCACUCGGCCACCCUGGGUGAGGUUCGAGCCCAUCACAGCAAUGCCAAGGCUUGAGUACAGCCAACGUUCUUACCACCUGAGCUAUAAGGCCCCACUGGGAGCCCCGAGUUUAAUCACACUUAGGCCAAACUACCCGCUCAGCCUACUACUGCAACGCAUGGAACCCACAAAUUCUGAUGCCGUAAGCUGCUUGAUUUAGAUUUAUGGCUCCCGGUGGGGUCUUGUAGCCCAUGUGGCUAGAGUGUUAAGGCAGAUUUGCCAUUCAAACUCUGAAAAAUAACUUAUUUUCUCGAACGAGGACGAAAGUUCGAGUUCCAGGUGUAUGCGCCACCAACGACAUGGCAUUCUCUGCCAUACACCAGGGACGUUUCAGAAGCAACCGAGCGCAUUGCUGCGGAGUUAGGUGAUGGAAUUGCACUCCGCUCCAAAACCGUCAUGCGCAGUAGGGUGAUGUACAUUAAAAACCGGUUAAAGGCUGAAGAGUAGUGUAUCGCACACCAUGCCGAAACUGUCCUUGUAACUACACAGGCCAGACUGGACACAUGAUCGGAUCGCGCGUUCACGAACACAAGUUGACUGUGCGACGAGGCGCGCAUUAUCUCAAGUGUCCGCCCACACCUACGAAGUGAGUCAUGAGUUAAACUUCGAAGUCAACAAAGUAGUCGCCCACGCCGGAAACAAAACAGGCCGACACUUGAUUGAAGCCUGGGCCUCGGAUAAGAACUCCGUCAAUCGAUUUAUCGAUCUGGCGCAGACGUAUAGAGCCCUGCGCAGACACCUCCAGUCUUGCGCCGUCGGCCCAUGAUUGGCUUGCACGCCCUAUACCUGUCGUUUGUUCUGUUGCUGCUACUCUCUCUCUGACGAUGGACUCCUGCACGAGUUCGGAAGUCCAGAACAAUAAACAAAAUGUUCCGGCCCUCGACCCCUCUUUUUCUUCAAUUAUAAUUUAGUUGGACCCAUCUGUAAAGACCUCGGUGACCUCGUUGGGAGGUCUUGAGCACAGCCGACGUUCUAGCCGCCUAAGCUACGAGGCCUCACCGGGAGUCGUGUGUUUAUUCACAGUUGGGUCAAAAUAAACCACUAAGGUCUGCCAAAACACCUAUUUAAGCAUAAUUUACCCCAAUGUAUUCCAGCAGUUGUCUUUUCCUGCCACACUGCGCCUGGCACCUCCUUCAACGAGUUCUUCAAAAGCCACAGUCCGCGACGGCUCCCAAUGGGGUCUCGUAGACCAGGUGGUGGUUAGAGCGUUGGCUUGCCCUUGCUGUCGUGGGUUCGAAUCCCAUCGAGGUGGCCGACUGUUUCAUAACUGGGCCAAAUAGAUCAUUCGAAUAUGCCAAAGUCAGCCAUUAGAAAAACUAGUAUAGAUCCGUUUUUUCUAGUCAAAUGGUAGUUAGUCCAAUCAGUUGCUGUGUCGGACCAUCCGAGUAUGCUUCUGAAAUGUUCACUGCACGCUUGGUGUAAGUAAACUUUAAAAAAGUCACACUUUCGCCAUACUUUCAUGCAACACCAAAGAAUGGUGCUUUUUAGUUCUUUUGCGUUCCAGUCGCCGCCAAGACUAAAUCCACAAGUUACACACACUACCAGUUGGAAUGAUUCCCCUCGAUAAGCAUGUGCGCCUUCUCUUAGAUACUCAAAACGGGCGUGCAAGUGUUCAGCGAAAAUUGUCGAAGAGUACCCCGCGGGUGGUUUUUCGUUUUAUUAUCGCUUAGCGAUGUCGGGCUGUCCCUUUGAUUGGCACAGCAUGUCCCUCUUUUGAUUGGCUCUUGAGUGCGCACGCGGACACCGGGCCCAUCCGCCCGCUGUUAUGUGGCCACCCAGUCAAAAUUGGGCUCACGCAUCCAUGCUAGUUGGGGCCGUGUAUGCUGUCGCCCUUAUCUACAUCGUCACACCAAGCCAAUCCUGUUGCUGCACUAAGUGCAUGGGCUGCCCCCCUAUCGAUCCACGUGAUCCAUCUGGCCGGGGUUAACAACCUGAAUGGUAGGCAGGCCUUUGCCUAGGCGACUAAAGUGCAUAUGUGCGCCCAGCCCGUGUGACAGCAUCAUGGUGCAUACCGUACUUGACUUCUAGAACAGAGGUCAGGCUUGCCUGUCUAGUGAUACGGUCAGUGGAACAGUUUCAGGUUCAUGCCUGAACCCGUAAUGACAACUAACUACAUAAGGGGCGUCAUAGCGUUAAAUUGCAAUCUAAAGGACUCAUGACUGUUUUAUAGCAGGACCGUUAUAUAUUAUCUGUAAUCGCUACUGAUAGCAAACUGUCGCCGAAUUUAAUGCCAUGUAGAAACGGGAGAGUUGUUUUUUACCACGCGAAACAUUCUUGGUCGGGUAAACUGGGUUCUUCGUGAAAUGUUAAACAUAGUUUGACUUGCUACUUAAUUCAUUGAAGUAGUCUGGAAUACGUAUUUAUAAGUGAUGCAUAUGACGACGGGUUCGUUCGUUGGUGCACACAACUAGGCUUCGGCUGCCGGGGCCUACUGCAGGGGCACGUGAGGGUAGCUUGGCGUUAUUCUGUGUCCUCCUGUAAAAAGCCCCGCAAAGUUUUCCAGUGCUUGAUGUGCUUAAAUAAAUCAACAGCGAUUGUACGACAUUUUCCUUUCGGUUGUUUUCAAUGUUCCGACCCCCACAACCCCGAUUUCCACAUGAUCCUCGUUGCUGUUGACUCAACAGUUAUUUUUUUACUGGAAAUGUGGGGGCGGGAGGUGUAUGUGCUACCAAGGUAACCUAACCCAUACCUUAUCCCCACCCGCACAGGUAUCAGACAUCAGAUUCGCGUACACCUGAGCACUGCUCUGGAAACUCCAGUGCUCGGAGACCACAAAUACUCCCACUUUGGGUUUCUGGCACCUCAGCGUCUCUCCAACCGCACCCUCGAGGCCCUUCAAAUACGCCAAUCAAAGGUGCGCUACUUGGGUCUGCACUUGCACUCUCACAAACUGCAUUUUGGUGUGCAGGGCGACGAGGAAACAGGCGAGAGACCGGGCUCACAUCCCCUGCGCCCAACACCACCCGGCUUUUUUAGCUUUAUUGAGCGCGACCCUGUGCGACACUCACGGGAUGCCGUGGCCCCCGUACCGGUCUUCUUCCUGUCCAACAUGAAACGUCUCGGUUUGCGGUUUCCUAAGCUCAUCAAGUGGACCCGUUGUCGCAUCUUCUAG
Molecule: messenger RNA, 3409 nt
Organism: Spirometra erinaceieuropaei
Lineage: Eukaryota; Metazoa; Platyhelminthes; Cestoda; Diphyllobothriidea; Diphyllobothriidae
Source: the annotation of a GenBank genome assembly